This is a messenger RNA of Notothenia coriiceps (black rockcod), 4254 nucleotides long. Its product is annotated as kinesin light chain 2. Lineage: Eukaryota; Metazoa; Chordata; Actinopteri; Perciformes; Nototheniidae. Gene Ontology annotation, molecular function: acetyl-CoA transmembrane transporter activity; kinesin binding. Gene Ontology annotation, cellular component: membrane; cytoplasm; kinesin complex. The record is from RefSeq and is a predicted model, not a curated record. Gene Ontology annotation, biological process: acetyl-CoA transmembrane transport; microtubule-based movement.
UGACACUAGUUUGUCCGGAGCAUCACAACAUUGUCCUGACGCUUUGUUCGAAGGACAGAAAGCAUCGCACUUGUCUUCGAUGAAGUGUGUAUGAAACCAGGCUAUGUCCACAAUGGUGUAUCCUCGUGAAGAAGCCCUGGAGCGCCUGAGCCAGGAUGACAUCGUCCUCAACACCAAGGCCGUCAUGCAGGGCCUGGAGACGCUGCGCGGCGAACACGCCCAGAUCCUCAACUCGCUGCUGGACUGCGCCCAGCCCCCCGCCGCGCAGGAGAAAUCCGGCCUGCUGCGCAAGAGUCUGGAGGCCAUCGAGCUGGGCCUGGGAGAGGCACAGGUGAUCAUCGCCCUGUCGAGCCACCUGAGCGCCGUGGAGUCGGAGAAGCAGAAGCUGCGGGCUCAGGUGCGCCGGCUCUGCCAGGAGAACCAGUGGCUGCGGGACGAGCUGGCCGGGACGCAGCACAAACUGCAGCGCAGCGAGCAGAGCGUGGCGCAGCUGGAGGAGGAGAAGAAGCACCUGGUGUUCAUGAACCAGAUCAAGAAGUUUGACGACGACGUGUCUCCGUCGGAGGAUAAGAACCAGAGCUCUGGCGGGGGGGGAAGUGGAGGAGACACUUCCAAGGACAGUCUGGACGACUUGUUCCCCAACGAUGACGACCAGGGGCCAGCCCAGCCCAGCGGAGAGGUGGCGGCUCAGCAGGGGGGCUACGAGAUCCCGGCCCGCCUCAGGACGCUGCACAACCUGGUGAUCCAGUACGCCUCGCAGGGCCGCUACGAGGUGGCCGUGCCGCUCUGCAAACAGGCUCUGGAGGACCUGGAGAAAACCUCCGGACACGACCACCCCGACGUCGCCACCAUGCUCAACAUCCUGGCUCUGGUGUACAGGGAUCAGAACAAGUACAAAGAGGCGGCUCACCUGCUGAACGACGCGCUGGCCAUCCGAGAGAAGACGCUGGGGAAGGAUCACCCCGCUGUGGCCGCCACCCUCAACAACCUGGCCGUCCUGUACGGAAAGAGAGGGAAAUACAAGGAGGCCGAACCUCUGUGCAAGAGAGCGCUGGAGAUCAGAGAGAAGGUGUUGGGGAAGUACCACCCAGAUGUAGCCAAGCAGCUGAACAACCUGGCGCUGCUGUGUCAGAACCAGGGGAAGUACGACGAGGUGGAGUACUACUACAGACGCGCCCUCGAGAUCUACGAGUCCAAACUGGGAGCCGAUGACCCCAACGUGGCCAAGACCAAAAAUAACCUGGCGACGUGCUACCUGAAGCAGGGGAAGUUCAAAGACGCUGAGGCUCUGUACAAAGAGAUCCUGACCAGAGCACACGAGAAGGAGUUUGGAUCCGUCAACAAUGACAACAAACCAAUCUGGAUGCACGCAGAGGAGAGAGAGGAGAGCAAGGGUAAACGUAAGGACUCAGGCCCGUAUGUAGAGUAUGGCAGCUGGUACAAGGCCUGCAAGGUGGACAGCCCCACUGUGAACACAACCCUGAAGAGCUUGGGGGCUCUGUACCGUCGUCAGGGCAAACUGGAGGCGGCCGAAACUCUGGAGGAGUGUGCCAGCAAGACCCGUAAACAGGUGACGCUGUACAGCAUGUACGUGGCCUGCAUGGCCUUCCAUGCCAAAGUGAGCGACCCCCUCAUCGGGGGGACCUACAUGACGCUGCUGAACACCGUCACCAACCUGGGGGGGAACUGGCCCUCCACCUUGGCUCUGUGGAUGGUGGACCCCCUCACCUCUAAGGAGUGUCAGGGGGCGACGGGGCAGAGCUGUGGCUCUCCGGAGGAGGUGGGGGAUGGGAACGGGUUCCUCUGCGGCGGCAGCGGCUCCUUCGGGAAGAUCCGUGACGCCCUGAGGAGGAGUAGCGAGAUGCUGGUGAAGAAGCUUGCAGGGAGCGGGCUCAAGGAGCCACGGAACCCAGGAAUGAAGAGAGCAAGCUCCCUCAACUUCCUCAACAAGAGCACGGAGGAGACCACACAGGACGCCCCCCCCGGCCUCUCGGACUGCAGGGGACUCAGCUCCAGCAACGUGGACCUAUCCAGACGCAGUUCCCUGAUUGGUUAGACCGAGAGAGGAGGCGGGACUGAGGAGAGGCUUGGUUUGAUCCACACUCUAAAGCGAGAUCAGACACUUGCACCUGCAGCAUAUUUUUUAAAGAACACUAAGAGAGAAAAAACACCACCUCGCGUAGCGUCAUCCUGUUUAGACACGGUCGCUGCUUCGCUGUACAAAACGCUGCCAUCAAUCACUAAAGAGAAUAUUUAGAUACACAUUAAUCAGCAUGCUGCUUACUAGAACGUGGAAUGUCUGCUCCUGAACGCAUCGUGUUUUAGCACCGUGGCGUAUAUCCACAUCGUGAUGAGUCCCGUGUUUAGUAUGCAGACACUCGUAGGCUAAAUGUACUCCGGUUCCAGUUCAGAGAGGAGCGUCUGCACUCUGUAUAUCUCACCAGUAGCAUGGAGUAUCUCCCAAUUGCUAACCGCCCAUUCCAUGCAUAUCACAGACGGUCCAAAUGGUACCGUCCGCUUUGAUUAAAACGAGGAUAGCAGAGGUAUUUAAGAAGAUUUUUCAAAAUUAGCACUAACCAUUUAAACCUCACUGUUUGCCUUUCUUGUUGUUUUAUGUAUAUACAGUUUUAAAUUAUUUGAUGUUUCUUUCCUUGUAAAUAGUGCACUCUUUUUUUGGUUUACACUUUAUUGGGUCUAAGAAAAUACUUCUUAUCUAAAAGGGGGACGACGGGAAAACAAAGAAAUAUGAAAAGUUCCUAAAUGCUGAUACAUUUAGUACCUCAAUCUCUGAAUUCUGCUGACUCAUGGUUCAGUUUAGUCGUGAUGCACUUUGAGCCCCUACGGCGCCCUCUGCUGGUCAUGUUUAUAUCAGUCAUUCUUUAAACUUUGAUAUAAAAGUGUCAGAAAGUUCAUUUGAAAUUAUAUUUACAAUGUGUCCUCAAUACUACCUACUGGAAAAUAAGUUGAAUAAAACACUAAAAUCAUUACUUUCAGGUCCUCACAAAACACGUCCAGGCUUACUGCCAUAAGUCUGAAAGCUACUGAAGGGAAAUAUCUCUAAAGCAUAAUCAAUGUAGGAAUAACUACCUUAUCAAAGCUGGUGCAGUGCAUCAACAGCGUGUUCAUGUAUUCCUCUUGUGAAAGGUUUCCCCCGUGUUUAUGUUGCUGAAUAUGUAUCGUUUUGUACGGAACAAUCCUCAGUGUGAAGUGUUGCCCUUCCUGAUGAUUUGUGUUUCCUGUUUUUGAUCUGAGCUUUUUGUGUUAAAGGUACUGAUAAUCAUUUGAAUGUUCAAUUACAUAUCGAUUGUUCCGGUGGCUUUCACACUGGAUGUUUGUAUUGUGCUGUUUCCACCAAAAAUAAGACCAAUACCAAGAGAACUGUCCACAGAAUGUACGCGUCUUAUAAUGUGAAGUAUCGAGGCAAGUUGUGGCGUCGCUUCAACUGGGAUCAGAUUGUCAAGAAACAACAACGUUUUUUUGCUUCAUUUGUCCUGACAAUCUGAGUUAGAUUUCUAAGACGGGAGGAUGCAGGAUUGUUGCAUUUUGUCCACGACGGUGCAUGCACACCAUCGCCAAAAUUCCCCAACAACCUGACACCGGCCCUUUCUUAAAAUCACCUUUUUGAUGACGUCACAUUGCUAACUCUAAAAUAAUGAAAGUGCUUAAUCUGUCAGCUUCUGAUUGUGCGCCGUGGUGCAGGUUUUUAGAUCGUAACGUAGAAGUGAACGCAUGAAGGAAAGAAGGCCUAAAGUAAGUGUUGAGGCAGAAAAAAGAAACGAUGGUAAUGGAGAGACGUUGCGGGAGGAGAAGUGCGUUAAGUGUCGUCCGCAGCAAAUAAUGUACAGAGCAAUCCUUUCUAUGUCUGUUCACAUCAGAAUGUGUAGUUUCCAGAACAUCUUCUAGGACUAGUCUACUUCCUGACUGUAACACUGAGCAAUCCUCUACCGUUCAUCACGUAUUCACCUCUGGGUUGGUUUGCUGGAAGCGUCUGUAAUUCGUCUGACUGUGUAUUAAUAGCUCCAUAAAUAUUAAGCACAAUAAAACGGCCGAGAGAAAAAUCUAAAACUGCUAUGGUUGUAAAUGUUCUGAAAGAUUUCCCUCUAAUAUUUAUGGAGUUUUCACUCAGAUGGUAAAUGUUCUAGAUCGAUGGUCAUUAUGUGUGCUCCUAUACUGCUGACGGGUGUCAUUGUGAAGGGGCCAACCCAAUGUGUAUUUUAUCAAAAGGUUCAAUAAAUACAAACUCCACUUUUCAAA